Messenger RNA from Alexandromys fortis (reed vole), 4837 nucleotides. RefSeq names its product macrophage stimulating 1 receptor (gene Mst1r). Bases 298 to 4503 code for a protein of 1401 amino acids. Lineage: Eukaryota; Metazoa; Chordata; Mammalia; Rodentia; Cricetidae. The record is from RefSeq and is a predicted model, not a curated record. Gene Ontology annotation, biological process: protein phosphorylation; nervous system development; cell surface receptor protein tyrosine kinase signaling pathway. Gene Ontology annotation, molecular function: ATP binding; protein binding; hepatocyte growth factor receptor activity. Gene Ontology annotation, cellular component: signaling receptor complex; plasma membrane; basal plasma membrane. The transcript has 20 exons.
GGGGCCCAGCGUCUUUCGACUUUGAUCUAAGUAUCUGUGGCAGCGGCAGCUACCAGAAGCAACUGGAGCCGCAGGUGAGGUGGUCGUGCCAUUGCCCUGCCCGUGGGUCCACAGCCAGAUCCUCAGACCACAGGGCAGGGGGAAAGGUUGGGUUUGCCAGGAACCAGCGCAGGGGGUCAGCUGCCCGGGAACUUUCAGUACCGCUACUGAAUAAUGCUGGUCUCAGGUCAGACCUGAGUCUGGUCCGGUCAAGUCCUGGGACUUCUGAAGUUCACGAGAGGUUCCAGCCUAGUCUCAAUGGGGCUGCUUCUGCCGCUGCUACAAUCCUCUAUACUGCUGAUGCUUCUUUUGUGGUUGCCGGCGGCGUCCACCAACCUGGACUGGCAGUGCCCACGAAUACCCUUCUCAGCCUCCCGGGACUUUGAUGUUAAGUAUGUGGUCCCCAGCUUCCACGCCGGUGGCCAGGUACAGGCCAUGGCAGCCUACGAGGACAGUGAAGAUGGGAGUGCGCUGUUUGUGGCCACACGCAAUCGUCUGCACGUGCUUGGGCCUGACCUGCAGUAUAUAGAGAGCCUGACCACCGGCCCUAUUGGAGAUCCUGGCUGCCAGACAUGUGCGAGCUGUGGUCCAGGCCCUCACGGACCACCAAACGAUACAGACACACUGGUGCUGGUGAUAGACCCGGGUUUGCCAGCCCUGGUCAGCUGUGGCUCAACCCUUCAGGGCCGGUGCUUCCUCCACGAGCUUGAGCCUCGGGAGAAAUCCCUGCACUUAGCAGCACCAGCCUGCCUCUUCUCAGUAAACAAUAACCGGCCUGAGUCCUGCCCGGACUGUGUGGCUAGCCCCCGGGGCACUCGUGUGACUGUGGUUGGGCAGGGCCAUGCUUCCUACUUCUAUGUGGCAUCUUCACUGGACCCAGAGUUGGCUGCCAGCUUUAGCCCGCACUCAGUGUCCAUCCGUCGCCUCAAGGCAGAUGCUUCUGGAUUUCAACCGGGUUUUCCUUCGCUAUCUGUGCUGCCCAAAUAUCUGGCCUCCUACCUCAUUGAAUAUGUAUACAGCUUCCGCUCAGGAGACUUUGUCUACUUUCUGACCGUGCAACCUUCCGGUGUCACAAGCCCUCCCGGUGCCCUGCAGACUCGUCUUGCCCGACUUAAUGCUGUAGAGCCAGAGAUGGGUGACUACCGGGAGCUGGUCUUGGAUUGUCAGUUUGCACCUAAACGCCGGCGGCGGGGAGCUCCAAAGAGCACACAGUCCUACCCAGUGCUUCGGGCAGCCCACACUGCUCCCGUGGAUGCCAUUCUAGCUGUGGAUCUGAGCACCUCAGAGGGCCAGGAAGUGCUAUUUGGGGUCUUUGCGGCUGUCAGGGAUGAUAGCUCUGGCUCGGGUCCCAGUUCUGUUGUAUGCGCCUACCCCAUUCACCAGCUGGACGCCCUGAUUGAACAGGGCGUAGAACGCUGUUGUGACUCUUCACUUUCUCCUCGCCCCUCGAGAGGCCUCGAAUUCUUCCAGCCACCCAGUCUUUGUCCUAAUCCGCCUGGUGUAGAGGCCUCCAGCCCCAGCUUCCGCUGCCACUACUUCCCUCUGCUGGUCAGCGAAGGCUUCUCCCGCGUGGACCUAUUCAACGGAAUGUUAGGAUCAGUGAAGGUCACCGCGCUGCAUGUGACAGGCCUUGGCAAUGUUACAGUGGCCCACAUGGGCACUGCAGAUGGGCGUAUCCUACAGGUGGAGAUAGCCAGAUCGUUCGGCUACUUGCUGUACGUGUCCAACUUCUCCCUGGGCAGCAGCGGGCAGCCUAUUCAGCGGGACGUCAGUCGCCUUGGGAAUGACCUACUCUUUGCCUCUGGGGACCAGGUCUUCAAGGUUCCUAUCCGGGGCCCUGGCUGCCGUCAUUUCCUAACCUGUUGGCGUUGCCUGAAAGCACAGCGUUUCAUGGGAUGUGGCUGGUGUGGGGACAGGUGUGGCCGGCAGAAGGAGUGUCCUGCCUCUUGGCAACAGGAUCGCUGUCCCCCUGAAAUCACAGAGUUCUAUCCUCACAGUGGACCCCUAAGGGGCAGUACAAGGCUCACCUUAUGUGGCUCCAACUUCUACCUGCGUCCUAAUGAGGUACCCGAGGGAACACACCAGAUCACCGUGGGCCAAAGUCCCUGCCGGCUGCUGCCCAAACACUCUCCAAGCUAUAGGCCAGAGUACCCUAAGGCGUUUGUGGAAGAACUUGAGUGUGAGCUGGAGCCUCUGGUCACCCAGGCAGCAGGGACUACAAAUGUCAGCCUUCUCAUCACUAACACACCAGCAGGCAAGCACUUCCGGGUGGACGGCAGCUCUGUUAGGGAAGGCUUCUCUUUCAUGGAACCACUGCUGACAUCAAUAAAACCUGACUUUGGCCCACGGGCUGGGGGUACUUAUCUCACGCUCGAAGGCCAGAACCUGUCUAUAGGCACCAGCCGAGCUGUACUGGUCAAUGGAACUCAGUGCCAGCUGGAACAGGUCAGUGAGGAACAGAUCUUAUGUGUCACACCUCCUGGAGCUGGCACAGCCAGGGUCCCUGUUCAUCUGCAGAUCGGAGGUGCUGAGGUGCCUGGCUCCUGGACAUUUCACUACAAGGAGGACCCUAUUGUGUUGGACAUCAGCCCCAACUGUGGCUACAGUGGCUCUCAUGUCAUGAUCCAUGGCCAGCAUCUGACUUCUGUAUGGCGCCUAGAGCUAUUAUUCCACGAUGGACAAAGUACAGUGCAGAACAGCCAGUGUGCAGGGCAGUUUCUGGAACAGCAGCGUCAGUGCCGCCUGCCAGAAUAUGUGGUCCGAAACCAUCAGGGGUGGGCAACAGGGAAUCUGAGCACCUGGGGGGAUGGAGGAGCUGGCUUCAUACUGCCUGGUUUUCGCUUCCUGCCCCCACCCAGUCCACCCAGAGCUGGCCUAGCCCCACUGAAGCCUGAAGAGCAUUCAGUUAAAUUCGAGUAUAUUGGGCUUGGCGCUGUGGCAGACUGCGUGAGUGUGAACAUGACCGUGGGUGGUGAGAUCUGCCAACACGAGUUCCGGGGGAAUAUGGUGGUCUGCCCCCUGCCCCCUUCCCUGCAACUUGGCAAGGAUGGUGUCCCAUUGCAGGUCUGCGUAGAUGGUGAGUGUCACAAGCUGGGCCAAGUGGUUCGGUCAGGCCCAGGCAGGGCCUCACAGAGUACACUCAUAAUUGCUCUGCUGGCUUUGAUCAUGCUCGUGGCUGCCCUGGCCAUUGCCCUGGUCUUCAACUCCCGGAGACGGAAAAAGCAGCUAGUCCUUGCUUCCAACUUGGAUGACCUGUCAACUCUGGAUCGGUUUCCCGGAGCCAUGUCCCUGUCUACAUUCUACUCUGGCUCUGACUACAGAGCAACACCCUCUGACAUUGAUGAUAUAGCUUCCAGACCUCGGAGCUGUGAGGAAUCUUCGGAUAACAGGGAUGGGACAAAUAUCCCACUACUGCGAACAGAUUCGAUGCGGCUCAAGGAUCUGGACAGGACACUCCUGGCCGAGGUCAAGGAUGUACUGAUUCCCCAUGAACACGUGGUCAUCCACAGUGACCAAGUCAUUGGCAAAGGCCACUUUGGUGUUGUCUACCAUGGAGAGUAUACAGAUGAGGCACAGAACCAAAUCCACUGUGCUGUUAAGUCACUGAGCCGCAUCACAGAGGUGCAGGAGGUAGAAGCUUUCCUGCGGGAAGGGCUGCUCAUGCGAGGCCUCCACCACCCGAACGUUCUGGCUCUCAUCGGUAUUGUGCUACCCCCAGAGGGCCUCCCCCGGGUGCUGCUGCCCUAUAUGCGCCACGGAGACCUGCUUCGUUUCAUCCGUUCCCCUCAGAGGAACCCCACGGUGAAGGACCUCAUCAGCUUUGGCCUGCAGGUAGCUUGCGGCAUGGAGUACCUGGCAGAGCAGAAGUUUGUGCACCGGGACCUGGCUGCUAGGAACUGCAUGCUGGACGAGUCAUUCACAGUCAAGGUGGCGGACUUUGGUCUGGCCCGUGACAUCCUAGACAAGGAAUACUAUAGUGUCCGACAGCACCGCCAUGCUCGCCUGCCUGUCAAAUGGAUGGCCCUGGAGAGCCUUCAGACCUACAGAUUCACCACCAAGUCUGACGUGUGGUCAUUUGGUGUGUUGCUGUGGGAACUGCUCACACGGGGUGCUCCACCGUACCCCCAUAUCGACCCUUUCGACCUCACUUACUUCCUGGCUCAGGGCCGUCGCCUGCCCCAGCCUGAGUAUUGUCCCAAUUCGCUGUACCAGGUGAUGUUGCGAUGCUGGGAGGCUGACCCAGCAGCACGGCCUACCUUCAGAGCCCUCGUGAUGGAAGUGGAGCAGGUAGUGAGCUCUUUGCUUGGGGACCACUACGUACAGCUGUCCCCAGCUUACGUGAACUUAGGUCACAGCAUCUUGGAUGAUGUGAGUGUGCUUCCAGAGCAGCCACAGUCCUCAGCACAGCAGCACAGAGGCACAUCAAGGCCCCGGCCUCUCUCAGAGCCGCCUCUGCCCACUUGACCUAAGCCCUCAGAAGGUCACAGACUGAAUCUGCUAAGUGGCCUUGAGCUAACCCCAACCUGCCUCUGGGCUAUGACAUACUAAAGGGCAUUGAACCCUCCAGCCUUUAGCUUUCUGAAGCUACUGGAGGUGGGAAACAGCCCGUCUAAGCCCCUCACUCCAGCAUGAGCCAGUGAGGGCAAUCCUUUUGUAGCAUGUAUUUAUGGAAUGCUUGUUUUAUACCCUGUCUGCUGAGCAGAGAGGACUCAGCAGUGAUCAUGCAGAUACCACAGUAUAAACCACUAAAACAAAUAAAUGAAUAUUCAAGCACAAAUUAUGGCAUAUGCUGUGAAAG